Drosophila serrata is the source of this 1239-nucleotide messenger RNA. RefSeq names its product beta-1,3-galactosyltransferase 6 (gene beta3GalTII). NCBI's taxonomy places the organism in Eukaryota, Metazoa, Arthropoda, Insecta, Diptera, Drosophilidae. The record is from RefSeq and is a predicted model, not a curated record. Gene Ontology annotation, molecular function: galactosylxylosylprotein 3-beta-galactosyltransferase activity. Gene Ontology annotation, cellular component: Golgi membrane. Gene Ontology annotation, biological process: glycosaminoglycan biosynthetic process; protein O-linked glycosylation.
UAAAUAAUGAGGCGUAUGAAUAAUUUGGUGACUCUUUUUACGGCCGCCAGCGCCUUUUUUUUUGGAAGCUUCAUCACAACGAUACUCAGUAAAGUGGACAAAUGCCCAACACACCGAAGUAGAAUUGGAGACAAACUCGAGCCACAUCCCGACUUGUUCCUCAUCGUUCUGGUGCUGAGUAGCCCACGCAAUGUGGACCAUAGAAACACUAUGCGGAGGACCUGGCUCCGACAUGUCAAGCAGCCACUUGUACUACCAUAUUUCCCAGAAGAACAGAUCUAUCUUCCUACCUACCACGCCACUGGCCAUUUAAUGGCGGAACGAGUUGAGUCGCAGAAGAAAAGACUACGACAGUAUAUUACCUGGCAAGCGACCAUUUCGAAAAGUUCAAAGAAAACACAGCGAGAGAUAAGAGUCAAGCAUUUCUUUGCAAUUGGAACUGCGCAAAUGAGCAGCGGCUUAUUGGCGGAACUUCGUCAUGAACAUAUGCAACACAACGACCUCUUACUACUCAGCCACCCCGAGACUUACAAUAAUCUCACACAGAAGCUAAUUCAAUCUCUAGACACAUUAACGCAGCGCUAUGCAUUUUCAUAUCUUAUGAAGGUGGAUGACGACACGUAUGUUAAGUUGGAUAAUUUACUCAAUGAGCUGGUCUCCUAUGAUCGCAAGCUCCUGCGGAAUACGGUUAAGUAUGGUAACGAUCCAUUACCCCAACUUUAUUGGGGCUAUUUUAGUGGUCGGUCAAGAAUUAAAACAAAAGGUCGUUGGAAGGAAUCUAACUAUUAUCUUAGCAAAAACUAUCUACCAUACGCUCUUGGUGGUGGAUAUGUUCUAUCGCGAAAACUGUGUGAAUAUAUAGCAAAUAAUUCACAAACGCUUUCCACAUACGCGUCUGAGGACGUUUCAGUCGGAACAUGGUUGGCCCCAUUCCGUCACAUAUAUCGAUGGCACGAUCCUAGAUUCGAUACCGGUUAUAUAGCCCGAAAAUGUCAAUCGUAUCACUUGGUUAUGCACAAAAUAAAUCAGGAAAUGAUGAGCAACAUUUACGACGAAAAACUAUGCAGUGGCAAUAGCGCAGGCACGAAUCCGACCUCCUUGCCCGAAUAUUACUACGAUUGGACGAAAGUAGCUGACAAAUGUUGCGAAAGCUUAGUAGUAUAGCCAGGAUAUUAAUACUAAAUAGAAAAUAUUUUAGCUCUUCUGACCUGUGUUUAAUCAACCAGUCGACCCGAUCGU